AUUUAGAAAAUAAGAAGAUUAAGAAACAAUGGAGAAGAUGCUGCUGCGCUCCUCUUCCUUGAUUCCACUCUCUUGCCUCGUCCUUCUUCUUCUUCUUCCGAUCUCAAACUUUCACGGAUCCGUCGAAGCGGCGGGGAAGCGACGGAUCGAGAUCACCGACGAUCUAGACGACGUUGAAGACAACGAAGAAGACGAAACAUGGAAGCAGUGGGGGAGUAAAGCAGCGACGCCUGAGUUCGACCCGCCUCCGGAUUUCUCCAACAUGGGAUUCGAUCAGAUCCAAGAGGAGAUGGCUAAACGUACUUUCGGACCGGUCGUCGGAUUCGUCAAGCUCCGGUUAGGCGUCCAGCGUUCUAAGGAUAUGGUGGUGGAGAUUGCUAUGAAAUGGACGAAAGUGCUGAGAACAGGUGGGUUAGGAGUGAGAUUCAUGGCCGUGGAUCGGAGCACGGUGAUGUUCAAUAUGCAGAACGGGAAGGAAGUGACUGAGCUAAGGGAGUUUGUGUUGAGCCAAGAAGAGGCUUAUGAGGUCAAGAUAGGGAAACAAGAGUUUCGAAGACCUGGAGAUCCUCCACUUGAUGAUGUUGUUGAAAAACUUAAGGCGAAGCAGAGCAAGGAUGAUGAAGAUGGUGAUAGUGAUAACAAGGAGGGUGUUACCAAGGAUGAACUAUAGGAAAGCUUUUGUAAUUCUGGGAACCAAGUUUAUGUAUGAGACUGAAAGUUCACACUCUUUAGCUUGACAUCUUAGAAUACAAUAAAGAAGGAAGACAUGUUUUUUUUCUUUUCGGAUGAGUAUGCACUUAUUGUUAAAUGUUGAAAGCUCAAUAAUCUGGAUGCCAUAGGCUCCUUUCUUA
Messenger RNA from Raphanus sativus (radish), 851 nucleotides. RefSeq lists its product as uncharacterized. Lineage: Eukaryota; Viridiplantae; Streptophyta; Magnoliopsida; Brassicales; Brassicaceae. Bases 29 to 670 code for a protein of 213 amino acids. The record is from RefSeq and is a predicted model, not a curated record. The transcript is spliced from 3 exons.